AGAAACAGCUGAUUUUGUUAUCUUGGCCGCACUUUGAUCAGCCUUUGAAUAAAAUAUGUUAAAGUAAUAACCCCAUCAACAUGGAUUUUCGAAAUGCCCGUGCCCGGCAGCCGGAGAUCGUUCGAUCCGUUCAGAAAGAUGCACGGUACACCAACGAGCUGGCCGAGGAUUUCUCUGACGUUCUGCGGCUCACCGGUCCAAGGAACUGGAUAAAGUACAACCAGAUGUGCAGGCUGCUGGCGGAACUCAGCUACCACGGAUUUGCAUCGGCCAACAGCCUCCAGACACUCGGCGAGGAGUAUACGGGGAUCAUACAAGUUGAUGGCAACUACAAGCAGAUUCCGAGUAGAUUGCUGCAACUCAUAUCUAUUGUCCUAGAGUUUGGUGGCGACUCCUUGUUCCAGCACCUGCUGCAAAAAUUGGAUAUCUACGUGGAAAACCACGAGGAAAUCCGCCCCGAGGCCAAACCGCAGCUUAAAAAGGUUAUCCAACGGUUAAGGCAUUCGCCCAGCUAUGUAAAAGCCCUGCACAAGUCGCUCUUCUAUUUGGAAGCCAGCAAGUAUCAGCUGUCCAAGCGCACCACACGCAUUAACUACGUGCUCAUCCGCCAUUGGCUACAGCCGGAAUUCUCGCUGUACGGCUACAAGAUUCUGGGAGUGAUCACAUUUCUCCAGGUCAGCGUUUCGUUAGCUAUUAGUGGCUGGGACGCCUGGCGAGAGCACAAGCGCCGACAGUUGGAAGAGAUCAAGCAGGUCGGAAAAAAAUUCCUGCAACGAGGAUCGAGUGUAAAGGGCGAAGAUCCGGAUGCUCCACAAUGCAUCCUUUGUCUGGAGCCACGUUUCAAUAGCAGUCUGACUCCUUGCGGGCACAUCUUCUGCUGGAGCUGCCUACUCGAGUGGCUGGAGGAGCGAGAUGAGUGCCCCUUAUGCCGGGAGUCACUAAAAAAGUCACAAGUGAUACCACUUCAAAACUAUGCCUAAGAUUGGAUUAAGACUUGCCACUGAUUUUUAUAUCCUUUUUAUAUCUAUUAUGGAGAGUAUUUUAUAAAGUAAAUAUAUAUAACUAAAAAAUAA
Drosophila rhopaloa is the source of this 1073-nucleotide messenger RNA. RefSeq names its product peroxisome biogenesis factor 10 (gene Pex10). Lineage: Eukaryota; Metazoa; Arthropoda; Insecta; Diptera; Drosophilidae. The record is from RefSeq and is a predicted model, not a curated record. Gene Ontology annotation, molecular function: zinc ion binding. The transcript has 2 exons. Gene Ontology annotation, cellular component: peroxisomal membrane. Bases 81 to 980 code for a protein of 299 amino acids. Gene Ontology annotation, biological process: protein import into peroxisome matrix.